Recurvomyces mirabilis is the source of this 1038-nucleotide messenger RNA. RefSeq lists its product as uncharacterized. Gene Ontology annotation, molecular function: metallopeptidase activity. NCBI's taxonomy places the organism in Eukaryota, Fungi, Ascomycota, Dothideomycetes, Mycosphaerellales, Teratosphaeriaceae. The record is from RefSeq and is a predicted model, not a curated record. Bases 1 to 1038 code for a protein of 345 amino acids. The transcript has a single exon.
AUGAAGAAGUUUGUGGCGGCGACUUUGAUCGCUUUGGUGGGUAUGAUGGGUGUUGGGAGUACGAUGGAGAUGCCGCCUAGAGAUGCGACGGCACCUUUUGGCAAUGCGACGCAUUAUUUCGACAAGCAGGCGGGCAGAAUGAUGAAGCAUUUCGCUGGCUGGAGCGACGGGACGUAUUUCAAGGAGCAGGGCACGAAUAAAUCGAUCAAGCAUUUCGAUUGCGAUGUCACUCACGGCAAGGCCUCUGACCAUUUCCAAAAGACGGUCCAGCGUCUUCACUCCGCUCACAAGAAAAGUAGCCAAGGUUCCCGUGCUGCGAGGUCGCUGGUUGAACGUCAGACUGUCGAGCCCGCGAUUCAGGAUAUCCCCUUGUUCAUUCACGUCAUUACUACGCAAGCCGAAGCAGGCGUUAUCACGCAACAGAUGGCCAACGACCAAGCGGCUGCCUUGAACACCGUCUACAAUAAAUACGGCAUCUCCUUCUCCCUCCAAGGCACAACCUUCACCGCCAACGACGCCUGGGCCGUCGUCGCCGGGGCCGACAUGGAUGCUUUGAAGCAGUCACUCCGUCAAGGAAGCUACAGCGCACUGAACCUCUACUUCCACACCGACCUCGAUGGCGGUAUGCUCGGGACCUGCACCCUCCCGUCCAACGUGCCCCCUGGAUCAGCCCCGAGCGAAUACUUCGAGGACGGCUGUAAUUGCAACGCCUACACCAUGCCCGGCAGCACCAUGUACGGCUACAACCAAGGCAUGACGGCCGUCCACGAAACAGGCCACUGGCUCGGUCUGCUCCACACGUUCGAAGGCUACGCUUGCUCGGGUAAUGGCGAUUUCAUCGCCGAUACGCCUUUUGAGAGCGUGUCGACGAAUGGGUGCCCGGAGAGUCCGUGGAAGAACUCGUGUCCCGGUGUUUCUGGGGGUGAUCCGAUUAGGAAUUAUAUGGAUUAUUCUGUUGAUGCUUGUUAUGCGCGGUUUACGGCGGGACAGUUGGCGAGGAUUGGGACGAUGUGGCAGCAGUAUAGGCAGGGACAGUAG